This is a messenger RNA of Glycine soja, 918 nucleotides long. RefSeq lists its product as uncharacterized. Bases 68 to 673 code for a protein of 201 amino acids. The transcript has 3 exons. NCBI's taxonomy places the organism in Eukaryota, Viridiplantae, Streptophyta, Magnoliopsida, Fabales, Fabaceae. The record is from RefSeq and is a predicted model, not a curated record.
AUUUACAUAACUCAUACAGUGUUUUUUGAUAAUAUUAACUAACUCAACUUUUUUUCUUUAAAGGACCAUGGAUACUCCACCUGCCUCGCCUCCUCCUCCUCUUCCUCCUCCUCCUGCAGACGCUGAUGCGUCUCCAUCUACGUUGAAGCGGACACGCAAGGCGACACGGCUACGAUCAUUGGCCACUAGACCACCUGGGGCAGAAAGACCUGUGGUCAACGUCGAUCCUGCUACCGGCAAGGCCGACGGUCCCCACAAGAAGAAAUUAAGAACAUAUUUGGGGAUUUUCGCUCGUGAUAAGGUCGACGUGACAUAUGACACCUGGAAGGAAGUCCCUACUGCUCAGAAGGAUUUGAUAUGGGAGGAUAUUCAGGCGGAAUUUCAAAUCCCUGAAGCUUCUGAUAAUAGGACAAAGAAGAAAAUUCUUCAGAUUGUCGGCGAGCGCUGGAGGCAGUUUAAAUCUGACUUGACUAGGAAAUGGGCACUUGCAGUCGACAAGGACGGUGCGGACGACAUUGUCUGUGAAAAAUAUGGCAUUAGCAAGGAGAAAUGGACUCAGUUUUGUCAGACCCGCAGAGACCCCUCAUGGGAGAUGUACGGAAAAAGGCACAGGCCUCCCAGAAGCAAAACACUGCCCCCCACGUAUUGUCUCGUGGGGGUUAUGAAUAUUUAGAAGAAAAGUUCAUGGCUGAGAAGACAAAGAAAAGACUGGAAGAAGCUUCCCAGUCUGGAAGCACUGAGGGCAUCAUUGACCCUCCAUCUCCCAUCAGACGCCACGUGAAAUGGAAGAUGGCCCGCACGAAGAAAAUUGGACAGAUGACGUCUGAGGCAGCAAAGGAAAUAGCUGACAGGAUUGUAAGUCAUUUUUAAUUAAUAAUUGUAAUUAUCUUUGUGUAUUUUGUGAAUUCUUUGGACAAA